AUGCGCGCCGCGCGAUUGACCCCGACCUCGCUCGCGCGUCAAGCGAACGCACACACAUCGAAAGCGCGUGCGCGCGUCAUGCCAGCGCCCAAGCGUGCGCGCGCGAGCGGUGAAAGGGCUGUUGACAGAGUGAAUAAAUUUCGUGCCGGUCCAAACAAUGGUGUCGACGUCGCGUCGUCCGCGUCGCGUCCUCCUCGCGCAGGCGAGGUAGUGACCACGGAGACGUUUCGCGUCAAGGGAUUGCACCUGAGCGAUCAUUACCUCACGGCACCGCUGGCGCACGAUGCGGACGACGAGCACACGAUCCGAGUGUUCUUUCGUGAGGUGGUGAGCGCGCAGAGAGGGAACGCGAGCGCGGCGGAGCGCGUGGGGUUACCGUGCGUGUUAUUCUUGCAGGGCGGACCCGGGUUCGAGUGCGGGAGGCCGACCGAGGCGAGCGGUUGGUUGGGAGAGCUUACGAAGGAUCAUCGCGUGUUUCUCAUGGAUCAGCGCGGAACUGGGAAGAGUAACGCGGAGAUUCUUCGGCCGACGCGUUCUUCCGAGGAUGAGUUGGAGCGUCCGACUCUGAUUGUUGCCGGUACCGACGGCUUCGACGCGGCAGAACAAUGGGUCCACUUGUUAAAGUGCUUCAGGGCGGACUCGAUCGUUCGAGACGCCGAGUUGUUCCGCAAGACGUUUCUCGGUGAAAACACGAAGUGGACGUUAUUGGGUCAGAGUUUUGGUGGGUUUUGCAUCACGACGUAUCUGUCGUUUCAUCCAGAAGGUGUGAAAGAGGCACUCCUCACCGGCGGUCUACCUCCUCUGAUCGAUGCGGACGCGCCGGCGUUCGAGGCGUAUCUUAGGCUGAUGAAGCGCGUGAAGACGCAAAACGAAAAAUUUCGGAAGCGGUUCCCUGCGGACGUGAAACGAAUCGAGUAUUUGCAUGAGCACAUAAGAAACGCGAGCACUUCGUUGCCUGGCGGAGGUCAACUUACGCACACGCAUGUGCAAGCCCUUGGCUUCGCGAAUCUCGGCACCGCUCAGGGAAUGGAACGCCUGCACUACAUUCUCGAACACGUCGAACCUGAGUCCACAUUCGAGAAGCCCCUGACUCACAAGUUUCUCAUAGAGGUCGAAAACGCCUUUCGACACUUUGAGACGAAUCCAUUGUACGCCAUCCUUCAUGAGAGCAUUUACUGUAACGGUGCGAACGCUUACGGCGCUGCGGAUAAGGCAUAUGGACGGGGCGAUUGGGCAGGCAGCGCAGAUGAGUCGUACCCUGAUAUAGGUUAUUUCACGGGCGAGAUGGUGUUCGAUGACUUCUUCAAUGACAUUCCGUCACUCGUGAAAUACCGAGAGAUUCGCGGAGCUCUGUUGCUACAUGAGCACUGGCCCAAGUUGUACGACACGAAUGCUUUAUCCAAGAACACGGUCCCGGUCGCGUGUGCCAGUUACGUGGAAGACAUGUUCGUCGAUUUCGAUUUAGCCGCCGAAACUGCCGCCAAGAUUAACGGCGCUCGCGUGUGGGCGACGUCCGAGUACAUGCACUCCGGUAUCCGUGAGGACGGCGAGCGCAUCGUCCGAAAGCUCCUCUCCUUCGUCCGCGACGAGGACCCGAUUCGUUAA
Messenger RNA from Ostreococcus tauri, 1605 nucleotides. RefSeq names its product Peptidase S33. Gene Ontology annotation, biological process: proteolysis. The transcript is spliced from 2 exons. Bases 1 to 1605 code for a protein of 534 amino acids. Lineage: Eukaryota; Viridiplantae; Chlorophyta; Mamiellophyceae; Mamiellales; Bathycoccaceae. The record is from RefSeq and is a predicted model, not a curated record. Gene Ontology annotation, molecular function: peptidase activity.